Molecule: messenger RNA, 2598 nt
Organism: Xenia sp. Carnegie-2017
Lineage: Eukaryota; Metazoa; Cnidaria; Anthozoa; Malacalcyonacea; Xeniidae
Product: transmembrane and coiled-coil domain-containing protein 3-like
Exons: 12
Coding region: 323-2449 (708 amino acids)
Biological process (GO): potassium ion transmembrane transport; proton transmembrane transport
Cellular component (GO): membrane
Molecular function (GO): potassium:proton antiporter activity
Source: RefSeq, a predicted model, not a curated record
CAAAUAACACCAUAAUUUUUUUCAUUUUUUUGUAUACGAUGCCGUUUGAUUUACAAACAAAAGUUGUAAUGAAGAAUAAUUCGUGAGCUGCAUAUCGUCGAUAUUUUUCACUACGCUUAUGAGAGUGUGUAUUGCCGAUACAAUUAAAGUAUAAUUCACUUCAAAUUUUGCACUCCUACGUAAUCGCCACGUUGACAACUUUGAAAACAUCGUUUAUAUAACUACUUAUUGAAAAUACUGUAUAAUGGCUAUCGUGGAUGGGUUUUGCGAGAGAUGAGAGGAAUCAGUAUUGGUUUUUAAAUUAGAUCCAUUUCACAGCGUUAUGCAAUUCGGUUUUUUGACUACAGCAAUAUUGUUUUGCUCAGUCUUAACUACUCCAGCCACAGGAGGAUCAAAUCCAAAAUAUUUUUUUAAAUCGUUGCAAAUUCCAAAAAGGGAUUAUUGUACUAACGUGAAUGAACUUUGCCAAUCGCAAAAGAAAUUUUCUGAGAAGUUUAAAUCUUCAGAUAAAAGACUAAAAAAUCUUCUGCAUCCUCAAAUUCAAACUCUCCAUCUUGUUCUUAAGGAAUUGAAUGACACCAGACAUGCUAUAUUUGCAUCAUUCAACUUUUUGAAAAAACUUCUCAGUGAGGAUAGUAAAUCAAUUGCUAAUGUGAAAGAAAGAGUUCAAGCAAGAAUGAUAAACUUGGAAAACGAGGUUGCACGUGAGCAAAUGUUGUUAACUGAGAUAUCAAAAGCCGAGAAAGAUUUUAAUACCAUCAAUAAGAAAGAGAAACAAAAUGACACCUCAAGCACUCAUUCAUCAAAAAUGCAAAAAUAUAUAGAAGAGGUAUUGAGUGAGGUAUCAGAUUCCGCAGAUAAACUGGAAGAUUCUUUAGAGGAAAAUGUAUAUUCAAGUCAAAAAGGUGGGGCUUAUGAGGUUGUGUUGAGAGUAAAUGAAAAUGAAGAAGGGGAUAUCUUGGAUAGUAGAGGCAACAAUUACAGUCAAUUACUCAGCGAUCAAACAAAAUAUGUCAUGACAUCAUUGAUUGACUCAAACAGUAAUCGUUAUGUAUUAUCAAAAGCCAAUGAUCCUACACUGCCACACGAAGAUCGACAUCUCAUACAAAGUUUAUUUUUCAUAAUAAUAUUGUCUUUUAUCUUUGUACUGCUGUGUAACAUACUUCAUAUGCCUACCAUGUUUGGGUUUGUUAUAAUGGGCAUGAUCCUUGGUCCAACUGGUUUGAAUUUAAUACAGUCAACUGUUCAAAUUGAAACACUUGGUGAGUUUGGUGUUUUUCUCAUUAUAUUUUCACUUGGGUUGGAGUUUUCCCCUGACAAAAUAAAAAAGGUGUGGAAAGUUGCAGUUUUUGGUAGUACAGCCAUCAUGAUUACUGUUGUACUUUGUGGUGUUGUUUGGGGGCUGUUUUUUGGUAUUCCAGCAAGACAAAGUUUAUUUGUUGCUGCUUGCUUGUGUCUUUCCAGUACUCCACUUGUUGCCAAGUUCAUAUCAUCGUCAUCUUUAGAAAAAACAUCACUACACACCGGAGAUAAACUUCAUACAAACGGUGAUGACUAUGCUAGUCCAUUGCUCGGAAUUCUUGUUAUGCAAGACGUUCAUAUGGGAUUUCUCAUCGCCAUUCUUCCUGCAUUGGCUGGACAUCACGGCACACGAAGUGCAAGAGUUAUCAAGACUGGAUUAGUUCAUAAUCUCUUACAUGGAAUAAGGCAUUCUGAGGAAGCAUUACCAAUUGGUUGGCUUAUGUUUGAACUGAUAUUGGCUGUCAUUGGAGUUAUGAUAUUUGGAUACUUUAUUACAAAAUAUUUUUUAGGCAAGUUUUUCAGGUUUCUUCAAAGUAGAGAAGAAGGCAGUUCAGAGUUAACUACACUUGGAAUAUUAUCUUUUUGUUUUAUCUUUUUGCAGUUGACAGACCUACUUGGAAUUUCAAUGGAACUGGGAUGCUUUAUUGCAGGAACAAUGAUAAGCUCUCUGGGUGAAGAAAAUAUGAAAGAGUUGAACAAGUUACUGGAAUCAAUCAAGGAUUUAUUUUCUUGUAUUUUCUUUACUUCAAUUGGAUUACAUGUAUUUCCAACGUUUCUUUUUGACCAAUUAACCUUAAUUGUCGUUUUAACUUUGGGUGUUGUUAUAAUUAAGCUUGUGGUGGCAUCUUCUGUUCUUCGAUUUUUGACCACUGAAUCAAAGAAUGUUAGAUUUAUAAUAGCAGCUGGUUUAGCUCAAGUUAGUGAGUUUUCUUUCGUUGUUGGAAGCCGUGCCCGGAGAUUGGGCUUAAUCACACGAGAGAUAUAUUUGAUCAUUUUGAGCGUGACUUCGUUAAGUCUAUUUAUUGCACCAUUAUUGUGGAAAAUGGCUCUUUGGAAAUUUGCUGGUCGACGUAGUCACGCCCCUCGCAUAGUCAUGACGUUGCUUUCAUUCUUACUUAAUAAAAUUUUACAAUAUUUACCAGUGUAAAUUAUUCAUUAAAUCAAUGAUUUAUUCAAACAUACUUAGUCAUAUCUAGGCUAGCAGUAAAAAAGAUACAAAUUACUAUUUGUUAAAUGAAUAAUGAAACUAUCAAUGUUAGUUUUGAAUUAAUGUAGUAAAAGUAACUUAGAAAAUUA